Colletotrichum orchidophilum is the source of this 1101-nucleotide messenger RNA. RefSeq lists its product as uncharacterized. The record is from RefSeq and is a predicted model, not a curated record. The coding region runs from base 1 to 1101 and encodes 366 amino acids. NCBI's taxonomy places the organism in Eukaryota, Fungi, Ascomycota, Sordariomycetes, Glomerellales, Glomerellaceae. The transcript has 3 exons.
AUGGACAACUCGACGCUACUCAUCCAUUGGCUCUUUAGCUGUCUGGCCCUCCUCAUCAUGGUGACCCGGCUGGUCUGGAAAAAGGUGCACAUCACCAAGCAAGACUACAACCUGGGCGACUGGUUCACCGUCGCCGCCAUCGUGUGUGCACUGACUCGGCUCGGUCUCAUCCACGUCGUCUUGACCUGGGGCACGAACAACGUCUCGGCGGCGUAUCGAAAGAAUCACACGUUUACCGAUGAGGAGAUCUACAGGCGGGAGAUCGGCAGCAAACUGUCCAUCGCGAACCGGGUCUUUUACAACUCCUACCUCUGGCUACAGAAGCUCGUCCUAUUGGAUGUCUAUCGUCGACUCCUAAUGAAUCUUCGUUUCGAGAAGGUCACCAUCUGGUCGUUUUGCGUCGUCUUCUUUGGUACCUACGUCGCUUGCCAGGUGACAACCUUUAGCGAAUGCGAUCCCUUCCACCUCUACUGGCAGGUUGUCCCUAGCCCAGGCGCAUGCGCAGAGGCACAGAUGCAGCUCGUCGUCGUGGGCGUGCUCAACAUCGUCACCGACUUUAUGCUGCUUGUUCUGCCACUUCCCCUGGUCUUCUCGUUAAAGACCCCUUGGCAACGCAAGAUCCAGCUAUACGCCCUCUUUACGCUCGGCGUCUUCAUCAUCGCCAUCACCGUCAUACGACUCCCAAUCAACAUUACAAACAAGGACAGCCAAAUCAACCGAACGACUUGGGCCAGCACUGAAUUGCUCACUGCCGCAAUCGUCGUCAACGCACCGACACUGUAUGGACUGUGGAACAAGAGGAGGCAAGCAAAGUCAUCGUCAAAGUCUCAGGGCGGAACGUCGGGGCUUCACUACUACGGACGAGGCACCAACGUGUCUACGCAUCGGUCCACAGUUCGGCGCGGAAAUGCGGAGGAGGAGGCUUAUGCCAUGAGCACACGACGCAAGCUGGGGCCGAUGGAUGGAAUCAUGCAAACAAAAGAAGUGAUUGUGUCGGAAUUCAGGCAAGAUACAGAUCGCAAGGCCGGGCCGUACGAGCAUCUCCCUGACGAUGUGGAGAAUGCAUCAAAUCACUCGAGUCAGCAUGGGAUAUUGAAAUAG